This is a messenger RNA of Bactrocera latifrons, 696 nucleotides long. RefSeq names its product prostatic spermine-binding protein-like. Bases 87 to 536 code for a protein of 149 amino acids. NCBI's taxonomy places the organism in Eukaryota, Metazoa, Arthropoda, Insecta, Diptera, Tephritidae. The record is from RefSeq and is a predicted model, not a curated record. The transcript is spliced from 2 exons.
CAUUGACCGAAGUAGAGAUUUUCAUAAGCAAACGCAUUAAGCCUUUUCUAAUUCUUCAUCUAAGUAGUGUUUAUUGAAAGAAAGCAAUGCGGUGCUUUCAGUGGUGUGUGUUGUUAUUUUUAAUAACAGUACUCCAUUCGUGUGUUUGCCAUCCGCUUGGCAUACGCAUCGCUUCACUAGCCAAACAACACGAAUCGCUUCAAGAUAGUGACUUUGACGAUUACGAAUUCGAUGAUGAGGUUGUUAGUGACUCACGUGCUGAUGAUAGCAAUGCUAGAGCCGAUCACUUGCUCAGUGACGAUGGUAAGGAGCAUAAUGAUGACAUUUAUGAGGACUACGACGACGUUAAUGAUUUGGGUAAUAAUGUUAAGGACGAAAAUGAUGAUGAAGAAUUUAACGAUAAUGAUGAUGAACAUCACGAUAAAGUGACUGAAGAGAAUGACAUCGAAGACAAUUCAUCAGAUGAUGACAUGGGUCGGAUAGCUGGCUACCGACCUGAUGUAGCUUUGACGAGUCCACUGGAGUAUUAUAAUUGAAAGAUAUGAAGACAAGACUUUAAGAUUGGCAAAUGCACUGAAACAAGAAAUGUAUUUAUUUUGCUAGAUUAGGUUUCAUAAACUUUAAGUGUAGUUGUAAUGUUAAAAUUUACCUACAUAUGUAUAUGUAUGUGAGUAUAAGCAUAAUAUAAGAGAUAAA